UCUCUCUCUCUCUGGUGUCCAGAAAGAACUCUCUCUCCCUUUCUCUCUCGCCCAUCUGUCCUGCGAGCGCUCCUUUUUCUCGUGUCUCUCUUUGCAAGUCGUGAUAUUUUUCUUUCUCGGAACGAGGAAGGGAAGGGGAAAUUGCAACCCACCUUUUCUUUUUCUUUUUUCGCGUGUUUUGUCGUCAAAUUCGGCCGAUUUCUCCCCCUUGGUCUUCCUUCUCUGUCCGUCGCGAGAGGAGCGGCUGCAGCAAUUCGGAGGCUGAAUCGGGAAGAAUUAAGAUUGAAAGUCGGAGUUUCGGGAUGUGGGUACUGUUGAAUCGGAUCGGAGAAGCUGUUCUUCCUUCGCAUCGAGGGUGGUAGUUGCUGAAGCUGUCCAAUUCUCGGUAGGAAAGGAGGACCAGAGUCAGUUGAACCGUCAAUUCUCUUCCUUUUUUGUUUUUUUUUUUUUUUCUGGGGGGAAAAGAAAUGGAGAAGUGCUCGAGGGAUCUGCUGCAGAAGUUCAUGUGCUCGAGCAGCGGCGUGCACCGGCCGGAGUACCGGACGCCCAACGAGGAGACGGAGGAGCUCGAGCUGAGCCUCGGGCUGUCGCUCGGCGGCAAGUUCGGGGUCGACAAGAGCUCCGGCAAGCUGUUCCGGUCGUCGUCGAUAGCCGGGGCGAUGACCCUCUUGGGCGACGAGGACAACCCCACGACGUUGCCGUCGGUGCCGUACCCGUCCCUCAUGAGGACCUCCUCAUUGCCCACGGAGACGGAGGAGGAGUGGAGGAAGAGGAAGGAAAUGCAGACGCUGCGGCGGAUGGAGGCAAAGAAGAGGCGGUUGGAGAGGCAGAGGAGCUUGAAGACCGAGAGGGAAGGCGGCUGUGACGACGAGAAGCCCGACAUCGAGGGCAAUUUGGGUUUGAAUUCGAGGGAUAAGCAUCAGAUUUUGGUGGCUAAUGGGGUGUGCCAUGUACGCGAAAUCAAAUCGUACAUAAAUGACGGAAUCCUCCAACGCCCUGAAAGUUCCUUGAGGUGUUACAAUAGUAAGCUGCCGCCUUUUGGGCUGGCCGGUUGGGCCGAAGCAGCCAAACAGGCCCUAAUCGGUGCCGGGGUUGACGUGGGAAUCAAAGGGAAGUGCAGGGCAUCUGGCGGUGGCGGCGGAGGAUCGGCGGCGCCAGGGGUGGAGGCACAAGGAAAGAUCUCAUUAGAUAGGUCAGAAUCAGAUAUUAAAACUGCUCUAAUUCAAGGAUCGAGCAGUUGCAGGCAUGACAACGGCUCCAUUGUUAAGCAGCUCCUGCAAGAAGCAAACAAUAAACUGGUGCGUACCCUUUCGUCUAAGGCGGAUGAGAAUCUGAACAAUACUCUAAUAAGAGCAGAAAAUCAGAGUCCUCUCAAGAAAUCCAAUUCGGUGGAUAAUGGGGGCAAAGAUUUCGUGACAAACGCAACAGUGGAUAUGCCCUGGGUUUUCACGCGCGGUGAUGGUCCAGACGGGAAGAGAAUAGAAGGCAUACUGUAUAAGUAUGGGAAGGGAGAGGAAGUUAGGAUAGUGUGUGUGUGCCAUGGAAAUUUCCUCUCGCCCGCAGAGUUUGUCAAGCACGCCGGCGGAGGUGAUGUGGCUAACCCUCGGAAGCAUAUAUUUAUCAGCACAAAUCCUGUUAUUUCUUAGUGAUAGUAGUAGCUCUGUCGCCCCCGAAAGAAAUAGUGGGGGGCGGACCUGGAAGGGAUAGAGAUUUUUCAAAAUUUUCUUGUUUCUCUCUGGAAUCUUUUGAAUUCUUGAUUUGCUUUUCCAUUCUUCAUCUGAAUAGAUCUAUACAAAUCCGAGAUGCCCUCUUUCCCUGGA
Messenger RNA from Eucalyptus grandis, 1820 nucleotides. Its product is annotated as ninja-family protein AFP3. Gene Ontology annotation, biological process: response to abscisic acid; negative regulation of DNA-templated transcription; signal transduction. The transcript has 2 exons. Gene Ontology annotation, cellular component: nucleus. Lineage: Eukaryota; Viridiplantae; Streptophyta; Magnoliopsida; Myrtales; Myrtaceae. The coding region runs from base 468 to 1646 and encodes 392 amino acids. The record is from RefSeq and is a predicted model, not a curated record.